Messenger RNA from Salarias fasciatus (jewelled blenny), 5248 nucleotides. RefSeq names its product adhesion G protein-coupled receptor B1-like. The record is from RefSeq and is a predicted model, not a curated record. The coding region runs from base 129 to 4709 and encodes 1526 amino acids. Lineage: Eukaryota; Metazoa; Chordata; Actinopteri; Blenniiformes; Blenniidae. Gene Ontology annotation, molecular function: G protein-coupled receptor activity. Gene Ontology annotation, biological process: cell surface receptor signaling pathway; engulfment of apoptotic cell; negative regulation of angiogenesis. The transcript is spliced from 31 exons. Gene Ontology annotation, cellular component: dendrite; postsynaptic density; plasma membrane.
GAGUUGUGAAGAUAAUAAAGAGAUCUUGAACAAGUGCAGUAACUUGCAACAAAGAAGUCAAAUAAGUAACUUGGUUCAACCAGCAAGCACAGUAAGUUUCAACGCCAGCCUUCAACUAAGCUGACCCAAUGGCGUGGUCAGCUGUCACUGGCCCUUGUGUGGCCCUUGUCCUGCUAUUCUUCGGUUCGACCUUCUGCACGCCCUCCGGCCCCGCCUCUGCCACCUGUGCCACACUGGAGCAAAGCCGCUUCUUUGGUGUCUUCACUUCUACGACGGACCUGUCCUCAACGCCAUGCUCCUGGACCCUGCAGAAUCCUGAUCCUCGCCGCUACACCGUCUACAUGAAAAUUACCAAGCCGACUGAUUCCUGCGCACCCCGCCAGAUCAAAACCUUCCAGUUCGACUCCUUCAUUGAGACGUCCCGCACCUACCUGGGCAUGGAUAGCUUUGAUGAGGUGGUCAGGCUGUGCGACCCUUCAACCACCGUGACGUACCUGGAAUCAACCAAGCAGUUCCUGCAGAUCCGCAAGGUGGCCCCAAGAAAUGCCCUGGCGAUUGUGGAGGGAGAGAACGAAGUCAGUGAGUUCAAGGCUGAGUUUCUGGUUGUGGGAAAGAGGAACCCAAGCAUGCAUGCCUGCAAGAUGCUGUGCCAGUGGCUGGAGAUGUGCCUGUCCAGUAGCACCCACGAUUAUCCCUGUGGAAUCAUGAAUACACCCUGCCAGUGCUGGGAGGUCCCAAAGAGGAAGCCAGGAAGCUGCUACAGGGGCGGUGUCUACGUCGAGAAAUGCACUCCUGUUGCCAAGGACAGUGAGCGUGAUGCUGAGAUUAUCAAGGGCUGGGCUGGCUGGGGCCGCUGGUCUGUCUGCUCUCAGGAGUGCGGUGGCGGAGUCCAGGUGCGCAGCCGAACCUGCCAGCCUGAUGAUGCAGUGUGUGAGGGAACAGUUGAAGAGGGGCGUUCCUGCAACCCUCAGCCGUGCAUUGGCAAAGAGCGCAACAAGAGCCAGGGCCUGCGCGCCAUUGUUGGAAUGAGGAGAGACAAUACAGAUGAUGCUAACCAUGGAGUUGUUGCCACCCAGACAGAUGCCAAGAUUAAUGAAUGGACCCCUUGGAGUACCUGUUCAGUCACCUGUGGGGAGGGCUGGCAGGGUCGCACCCGUGUCUGUGCAACAUCCUCCUUCAGCACCCAGUGCACCGGACCUCUGCGUGAAAACCGGCCAUGCAACAACACAGCUGUCUGCCCAGUUGAUGGUGCUUGGGAUGAGUGGACCCCCUGGAGCCUGUGCUCAUCCACCUGUGGUCGUGGCUACCGUGACCGUACCCGCGCAUGCAAGCAGCCCCAGAAUGGAGGACAGCCUUGCACUGGCCACACAAGACAAACAAAGCACUGCAACAUUGCUGUCUGCCCAGUGGACGGAUACUGGACUGAGUGGUCUACCUGGAGCGCCUGCUCGGCCUCUUGCUCAAACGGUACCAUGGAGAGGACCAGGGAUUGCAACGGACCGUCCUACGGAGGCUCUGAGUGUUACGGGAACCCGAGAGAGAUUACCAACUGCUUCCUGCAAGAAUGUCCCGUUGAUGGGCGCUGGCAGUCCUGGAGCACAUGGGGCAGCUGCAGCAAGACUUGCGGUGGAGGCAUCCAGCAGAGACAGAGAGUCUGUGAAGGGCCUUUCUUUGGAGGAGAGCCUUGCCCCGGCGAAACUGGAGAGCAGAGACGCUGCAACGAGAAAAGAUGCCCUGAACCCCAUGAGAUCUGCCCUGAGCAAAACACUGGAGAUGUUGUGUGGAAGAAAACCCCCGCUGGAGACAUGGCUGCCGUUGCCUGCCCUGCCGAUGCCUCAGGUCUUAUUCUGCGCCGGUGCACCCUUGACGCUGUAGGACUCGCCUCCUGGGAGAACCCAACUUACAUCAACUGUGUCUCCAAGAACUACGAAACCAUUCAGACUCUGUCAAAGGACUACAUCUCCAAAGCACAGCAGGGACAGAGCGUGGAUGGGGUCGCUGAGGUGAUUUCACGCCUGAGAUUCUCAUCUGAUGAAGGAGCCAAGUAUAGUGGUGACCUUCUGGCUGUCAUGGAAAUCCUGAGAAAUACCACUGAACUGUACAAGGGAACCAGGCUGCGGCUGAGCAACGCCGAUACCGAGAACUACGUCCAGACCAUCAGCAACUUGUUGAAGGAGGAACAUCGUGAGAAAUGGGAAGAGGCACAGCUGAUGGGCGCCACUGUUAAGGAGUUCCUGCGCCUUGUUGAGGACUCUGUGAACAUGAUCGGGAUGCAAAUGAGCGGAUUUCAGGACGUUUACGAAGUCACAGAGAAUUUAGUGCUGAGCAUCCACAAGCGUCCCACAAGCACAAGCUCCAACUUCACCUUCCCCGUGAAAGGCUGGAGGGGCAUGCUGGAGUGGGUGAGAGGCUCUGAGGAAAAGAUCUCAGUGUCCCGUGAUGCUCUGUCAAUCGAACAAUCAGAUGGCAACGAUGCUUUUGUGACCGGCAUCGUCCUCUACAGAAACCUUGCAUCCAUUCUGUCCUUCCAGAGCAACACAACACUGCUCAACUCCAAGGUGGUGUCCGUGAUCGUGAAGCCCACCCCUGCUCUCCUGUCGUCCCCCGUUGAGAUCGAGUUCCCUCACCUGCACAAUGGCACCAUGAAUGAGACAUGCCUCUCAUGGGACGAGAGUGAAUCUUCCUCUCUGCUCGGGUCUUGGUCUGCUCGGAGCUGCAGAGCGGUCCCCGUUCAUCCAUUCAGAACCAAAUGCGUGUGUGACAGCCUCUCCACCUUCGCCAUUUUAGCGCGCGUCAACUUCGACUCGAUCAUGGACAAGGCACUGCUCCCGUCCGUGACCCUCAUCGUAGGCUGUGGGGUCUCUUCUCUCACCCUGCUGCUCCUCAUCAUCAUCUACGUCUCCGUCUGGAAGUACAUCCGCUCAGAGCGCUCCGUUAUCCUCAUCAACUUCUGCCUCUCCAUUAUAUGCUCUAAUGCCCUCAUCCUCGUAGGACAGACCCAGGCUCGCAACAAGGUGGUCUGCACUCUCGUAGCUGCUUUCCUGCACUUCUUUUUCCUGUCCUCUUUCUGCUGGGUGCUGACAGAAGCUUGGCAGUCCUACAUGGCUGUCACUGGUCGUCUGCGCAACCGCAUCAUCCGCAAGCGCUUCCUGUGCUUAGGCUGGGGCCUUCCUGCAUUGGUGGUGGCAGUUUCUGUGGGUUUCACAAAAGCCAAAGGCUAUGGCACUGUCAACUACUGCUGGCUGUCUCUCGAGGGUGGACUCCUCUACUCCUUUGUCGGCCCUGCUGCAGCUGUUGUCUUGGUGAAUAUGGUCAUUGGUAUUCUAGUCUUCAACAAGCUGGUGUCCAAGGACGGCAUCACCGAUGUCAAGCUGAAGGAGAGAGCCGGGGCAUCACUGUGGAGCUCCUGCGUGGUUCUGCCCCUCCUGGCCCUCACCUGGAUGUCCGCUGUCCUGGCCAUCACAGACCGCCGCUCAGCCCUCUUUCAGAUCCUCUUCGCCGUCUUUGACUCCCUGGAAGGCUUCAUCAUCGUCAUGGUGCACUGCAUUCUGCGCAGAGAGGUUCAAGAGGCUGUAAAGUGCAGAGUAGUUGACCGCAAGGACGAUGGAAAUGGAGACUCUGGCAGUUCCCUUCACAAUGGCCACACCCAGCACAUGCCGUCUGACAGCGAAAAGGAUGGAGAUUCAAGCAGACAAGGAAUGAAGAGCUCCUCUGAAGAGAAAAUGCCUCCACCUCAGAUGCCUCUCCCCAUGGGCUCCAACUUCCACACGCUCCCGUCCAACCCCCACAAGAGUCACAUGCAGGCCGUCCCCGAGUACUCCAGCCACACCCUGACCCUGAAGAGAGAGAAGAGCCGCUUGGCGGGAGGAGUGGACCCGUCGUGCGGGAAGCCUGUGUACGUCUGCGAGGGAGAGCUCUUCAAGCAGCUGGAUGCCGAUCUCGCCCUGGUCCAGGCUGAGGGCAGCGUCUCGGACGGCAGCGGCUACGUCCUCAUGCCCAACACCACCUCCACUCUGAGGACCAAACCCAAAGAUGAUCCGACCAAGUACAACAUCAGCGUGGAGCAGAUGCCACAGGCCCGACUCAUGCACCUCGGCGGCCCCUUCGCCGAACCACAAGCCGCGUUCGGGAUGAAGUCGAUCCCCCCUGACCAGGUCAGCGUGUCGUAUUCUGAGAGGGACUCUCCCAUCCAGAACAUCCACAACAUGUCCAGCGAGUCCCACAUCACGCACAGCAGCCUGGAGAACACCUUCGAGUCCAUGAACUCCAUGAUGUCCAAGAGUGAGACCAUCUCCACCCUUUCCAUGAGCUCCUUGGAGAGACAGAAAUCCCGUUAUGCCGAGUUGGACUUUGAGAAAAUAAUGCACACCAAGAAGCGCCACCAGAACAUGUUCCAGGACCUGAACAGGAAGCUACAUCAUGCUGAGAAAGACAGAGAGUCUCCUGCCUCCGACAGCAAGUCUGUGAGAUGGAGUGUGUCUUCAGGAGGAAGUGACAAAACAAACCACAGCGACAAACAGCAGGGCACUCUGGAGAGGCCAUGGGAGGGAGUCCGGGGAAUACCGCAGUCACCCCCGGCAUGGGUGCGCAAAGACCUGGAGCCCCUCGGCGCCUCACCUCUGGAGCUGCACUCUGUGGAGUGGGAGAAGACCAGCACCACCAUCCCGAUGGUGGGGCAGGACAUCAUUGACCUGCAAACCGAGGUCUGAGGGAAAGACGGGCGGCUGGCAGAGCCACCUGAUUUCACCUCGCUCACCUUUUUGGUUUAAGAAUGGGAUCCUAUAUGGAUAAAAUAUAGGAAGCCAGGGAAGAGAGGGAAUGAGGAAGUAGGUCCCAGAAUCAAUGUCUUCAAACCCUCAGCCAGAGCAGGAAGGGGAGGAGUGGACGAGGGAUGGAGGAGUGGAAGCGAUGAUGUUGGGAUCUUUAAUGUAGCUUCUCUGUGUGGACUUACCAGCAUCUCUUGUCAGAGUGCUCGAAGGUGAAAGGGUUAGUGGAGCGAGCAGUGGCGUCCAUAGACCCGGACUGUCUGUGGUUCCAUUAACGCUUCACUGGGAGUUGCCUGAACCCUGCAGACUGGGUUUCAGAAGAUGUGGUCGACAUGUCUGUGCUUAUUUUUUUCCUUCAACUCAACUUUGGAGAAAAAGUUAAUAAUACUUAAACGGCGCGUCCUCCCUGCUUCUCGGGAGGAACAGCUGGGACUUUUGGCUGGCCUUCCAGCCAUAUUACCUUCCAAAACAAGACAAGGCAA